AUGCCAUUAAUUACAUUUACAGGUUAUCCUUGCUCGGGUAAGACCAAAUGGGCCAAACUAUUACAAGAACAACUAGAAAAGAAAAUAGAAACUGCAAAACAACAGGGUGACCAGGGUAAAAAUUUCACAGUAACUUAUCAUUCUGAUGAAACUUUAGGUAUAAAUCAUUCAGUAUAUGAAGAUUCAAAUUUAGAAAAGAAUGCUAGAGGAACUCAAAUCUCGGCGGUUAAAAGAGAUAUUUCAAGAACUAAUAUUAUCAUUUUGGAUUCUUUGUCAUAUAUCAAAGGAUUUAGAUAUCAAUUAUUUUGUGAAGCUAAGGGAACGGUUACACCACAUUGUGUUGUUCAUGUAGUUGCACCUCUUCUGAAAUGUAUUGAAUGGAAUGGUAAUGCAAAUGAAGACAAUAAAUGGAAUGAAGAGCUAAUGAAACAAUUAGAAAUGAGAUAUGAAGAACCAAAUAGUGAUUCUAGAUGGGAUUCACCGUUAUUUACUCUCGUUUCUGACGAUCCAAAUGAAAAAUUACCAAUAGAUGAGAUUUGGGAUGCACUUGUAUUAAAGAAAGCUCCACCUCCAAAUGCUGCUACUUUGAUUAAACCAACUUCAGGGAAUUCCUUCUUACAAGAAUUAGAUAAAAAGACACAAGAAGUUGUGUCAAAGAUUAUUCAACAACAACAAAUUUCCGCUGGUGGAGAUAUUGUCAUUGAUUCAGGAUUAGUUAUACACCUUCCUACUGGAAGUGUCAGUACUCCUCAACUACAAAGAAUUAGAAGAUCUUACAUCAGUCUUAAUAGAAUGAGAACAAUUGAAAUCGAUAGAAUUAUACCGUUGUUUGUUGAAUAUAUAAAUAGAAGUCUAAGUGAUGAUUAG
Messenger RNA from Hemisphaericaspora subhashii, 867 nucleotides. It is a transcript of the gene KTI12, whose product is annotated as Kti12p. Bases 1 to 867 code for a protein of 288 amino acids. The transcript has a single exon. NCBI's taxonomy places the organism in Eukaryota, Fungi, Ascomycota, Pichiomycetes, Serinales, Debaryomycetaceae. The record is from RefSeq and is a predicted model, not a curated record.